UAAGAAAAAAAAAACAGAGCCUUUGAGAAAAAAAAAGAAACCUUUGAGAAAAAACUUCAUCUUCUUGAUUUUAGAGUGAAGAUGGAGCAAAAACCAGGAUUUGGAUUUCGACCAACGGAUGAGGAGCUGAUAAGUUAUUAUCUGAAGAACAAGAUUUUGGGAAACACAUGGCUCGUCGACGACACUAUAAACGAGAUCAACAUACUAAAUCACCAUCCCUCUUCUUUUUCAUCGUUGUCGAAGAUCAAAUCGAACGAUCGUGUAUACUACUUCUUUGCUCGUAAACAGUACAAGACCGCGAAGAAGAGGAAGAGAAGUAUCAAAUCUUGGAAAUGGAAAGUUGGUGGUCUAGUUACGAAAAUUAAAGAUGAGAGUGGAAACAAGAUAGGGAAAAAACGAGGUAUUUUGUUCGAUGACCUUGAUGCUCCUAAAGCCAAAGGGGAGAAGAGUUCUUGGGUUAUCCAUGAGUAUCAGAUCACUUCCUUGCCUCAUCCUAAUCUGGAUUCCUAUGUUCUCUACAAAAUAUUUGAUAACAAUAGUAAAAAGAAGGCAGACAUUUCAAAUGGUAAUAGCUCAAGUGAUCCAAGUCAAUCUUUGGUUUUCGAUAUGAAUACAAUCAGAGUGACUACUAGCAUACCACCAGAGGUGAGUCCUGUUUCUGUAGUAAAGUAUAAGGGUGAAGCUGCAGACAUUUCAUAUGAGCCAAGUCGCUCCGAUUCGAAUACUACCAGAGCGAUUAACAGAGCGGCUGAGCCUGAGCUUCAGGUUGAGCAGCCAGGUAGAGAAAAUUUCUUGGGUAUGUCUUUAGAUGAUUUGGAACAAGAGGAUCCAAAAACUUGCUUGCAGCCACAAGGUCCUCACUUAGCCUUGAAUGAUGAUGAGUUUAUCCGUGGAUUGAGGCAUGUUGAUCGAGAACAAGUUGAAUAUUUGUUCGCCAAUGAAGAAAACAUUGAUGGUUUGUCUAUGAAUGACUUGAGAAUCCCAAUGAUCGUCCAACAAGAGGAUCUCUCUGAGUGGGAUGGAUUUAAUGCAGACACGUUUUUCAGCGACAACAACAAUAACAACAACCUUAACGUGCAUCAACUAACGCGUUACGGAGAUGAUUAUCGGAAUGCAGGUUAUAACGGAGGGAAUUUUGAAGGCGUGCAUCCCUAUCAAGAAUUAAUAAUGCAAGAGAACCGCAACGAUCACAUGCCAAAGAAACCUUUGACAGGGACCAUUGAUUAUAGCAGCGAUAGUAGCAGUGAUGCUGGAUCGAUAUCUACAACGGUAACACACAUCACUCAUAAUGGAGGGAACUUUGAAGAUGUGUUUUCUGAUCUAGAAUUCAUAAUGCAAGAGAAUCACAACGAUUACAGGCCAAAGAAAUCUUUGUCAGGGAUCAUUGCUGAUUAUAGCAGUGAUAGUGAUAGAGAUGCUGUAUCGAUAUCUGCAACGAGUUACAAAGGAACAUCAAGUCCAGGUGAUAGUGUUGGUAGUUCAAAUAGGCACUUUCUCCAGAAUUUCGGAGGUGAGAUUCUAUCGUUGAGCAAAGAUACACAAACUUCUGAUGAACCUUUCAUCAGUAGAAAGACCCGGGAAUCUCAACUCGCACGGUGCACCAAACCAUCAAAACCAGAGGUUACACAAGGUAUGGUGAAGACAGAGAAGAAGGGCUUGUUUAUUACAAAGGAAGCAAUGGAGAGAAAACGCGAGAAUUCACCGUAUAUCUAUCUCAUUAACAUGAUCAUAGGCUUCGUCCUCUUUCUGGCUCUCAUUAACGACAUCAUAUCAGUUUAACUAAGCAUCAAUUCCUAACUAGUCACUCUCUCUGAACUUAAAAUUCUUCUGAAUAUAUAUGUGUGUCAGUGUGUAUUAACUAGAGAUGAGACUCAAUUGUUCUCAGCCUUUAUAGCUUACAGAUUUGGUUAUAGGACUUUACAGUGUCUGUUUCUCUUCAAAUUGGGAAUAUAUGUUGUUUGUGUCUAAA
Messenger RNA from Arabidopsis lyrata subsp. lyrata, 1969 nucleotides. RefSeq names its product NAC domain-containing protein 69. Gene Ontology annotation, molecular function: DNA binding. Gene Ontology annotation, biological process: regulation of DNA-templated transcription. The transcript has 6 exons. The record is from RefSeq and is a predicted model, not a curated record. Bases 82 to 1779 code for a protein of 565 amino acids. Lineage: Eukaryota; Viridiplantae; Streptophyta; Magnoliopsida; Brassicales; Brassicaceae.